Messenger RNA from Salvelinus fontinalis (brook trout), 1628 nucleotides. RefSeq names its product high-affinity choline transporter 1-like. Gene Ontology annotation, molecular function: choline:sodium symporter activity. The transcript has 9 exons. Gene Ontology annotation, cellular component: plasma membrane. The coding region runs from base 249 to 1628 and encodes 459 amino acids. Gene Ontology annotation, biological process: acetylcholine biosynthetic process; choline transport; transmembrane transport. The record is from RefSeq and is a predicted model, not a curated record. NCBI's taxonomy places the organism in Eukaryota, Metazoa, Chordata, Actinopteri, Salmoniformes, Salmonidae.
UGCACGAGUCACACACAUACACAGCUAUGUUCCCUUGUUUCUCUUCUCCCACGAGCCCGCACUGCACACUCACUCACACACGCUGUCGCCUUCCGAGGAAUAUCAUACAAAGUUUCAGAGCCAUACAGUGAUCAUGCUGGAAGAAUAGAUCCGCCUGACAUCGCUUUGAUUUGGAGCGCGAGCGCCGUAAACGCUUCUGACUCAGCGAGACGCGACACAUCUACCGGGAGCAGGAGUCAGGACUCAGGAUGGCUCUGGAUGUUGGUGGACUGGUGGCAGUGGUGGUCUUCUAUGUCCUGAUCCUGGCCAUAGGCAUCUGGGCCUCCAGGAAGUCCAAGAAGGAGGAGGAGAAUUGUGUGGGCAGCAAGAGUGAGGUCACCAUGGUAGGAGGACGCAAUAUCAACAUUUUGGUUGGGGUUUUCACUAUGACAGCGACGUGGGUUGGAGGCGGCUACAUCAUGGGCACUGCAGAGGCUGUCUACUCUCCCUCUCAAGGUCUCAUCUGGGCUUUGGGGCCCCUGGCUUAUCUUAUCACCUUCCUAUUGGCAGGGCUAUUUUUUGCUAAGCCAAUGAGAUCACAGCGCUACGUGACGAUGAUGGACCCGUUUCAGCAUCGCUAUGGAAACUCGAUCACCACCGCAUUGCUGCUUCCUGCACUGAUUAGUGACGUGCUCUGGGUGGCCUGCAUCCUCGCUGCCCUGGGAGGGACGAUGAGUGUGAUUCUGGGCUUGUCCUCGUCCUACUCCAUUGCUCUGUCUGCAGCAGUAGCCAUCACCUACACACUGAUGGGAGGGCUCUACUCUGUGGCCUACACAGACGUCAUCCAACUCUUCUUCAUGUUCAUCGCUCUGUGGCUCUGUGUUCCCUUUCUGGUUCUCAACCCAGCAUCCUCGGAGGUCACACUCGCAGCCUUUUUCAAUCAAUCACAGCAGGCGCCCUUGAUGGGUGAACUGAAGUUGGAACAUGCUGGGAAAUGGAUAGAUGAGCUGCUUUUAUUGGCAUUGGGAGGCCUGUCCUACCAGGCUCUGUAUCAGCGUAUCCUCUCUGCAGCAUCGUCCACUCAGGCUCAGGUCACCUGCUUCGCUGCAGCCGGAAUAGUCGUCAUCAUGGGAGUACCCUCGGUCAUCAUAGGAGCAGUGGCAGCCUCCACAGACUGGAACCAGACGGCUUACGGCCUGCCCUCUCCGUUUGCCCGUGGGGAGGCAGGCAAGGUGCUGCCUCUGGCCCUGCACUACCUCACCCCUCCCUGGGUGUCUGUGGUGGGCGUCGGGGCCGUGGCUGCAGCUGUUAUGUCCUCCAUGGACUCUGUCCUCCUCUCCUCCGCAUCCAUGUUCACUCACAACAUCUACAAGGGCACUCUCAAGGCACAGGUGUGUGUGUGUGUGUGUGUGUGUGUGUGUGUGUGUGUGUGUGUGUGUGUGUGUGUGUGUGUGUGUGUGUGUCGCAGGGGGGAAGGGGGAGCGUCCGAGUUGGAGCAGUUGGAACUGCGGGUCGUCCUCCUGGCCUGCUGCUCAAAGAAUGAAGCCAGACUUCCAAGAGGUGACCCCCAGGGGGGUCACAGGUCGUCCUCCUGGCCUGCUGCUCAAAGAAUGAAGCCAGACUUCCGAGAGGUGGAUGGCUACAUUUGA